GGAGGAGGGAGUUGGUUCUGCUAUCUCCAAUUACCCUCUAUCUGCAGUAUGGCGGCGCCGCGGUGUGUGAGAUCCUUGCUGCGGCCGGCGGCGAGGGUGCAGGCUCCGAAAUCAUUUUCGACGUCAAGAGCGGUGCGGGCGAAAGAUGGAGAGGGCCGACCGGAGCUGUUCCCUCAAGAUAUGAGUUUGGAGGAGAGGUUAAAGGCGUUGAAUAUCGAUCCGGCGGAGUACCAGAAGCUAUACAAGAGCCAGCAGAAGGUCGAAAGAGAAUUCGCAAAAUGGGAGCCCAAGACGGCGGCCGAAGCGAAGAGACGAUGGGAAGAAGCAAAGGAUACACCGGAUCAUUACACACUGCUGCACAUCUACAAGCGGGCGGGCAUCGAGCCCAUAAAGCUUGCAAAAGAACGCGGCAUCCAGCACCCAGAUGGCGAGCCCACUCCCCUCGACCCCAAAACCCGCAAAGAGCUCGGCGACCUCCGCUCCCCCAUCAACGUCCAAGCCGUCAACAUGCGGCCCCUGCGCCGCGCCGCCGAACACGGCAUCCCCGUCUGCGACCUCCAGCUCCGAACCUACUCGAUCCGCAACCUACUGCUCUUCGCGGACUUUGCGAUGCGCGCGGCGUACUACAUGGGCUUGCCCGCCAAGGGUCCCAUCCCCCUUCCCAGGAUUACAGAGCGCUGGACCGUUCCCAGGGCAAACUUCAUCUUCAAGAAGAGCCAGGAGAACUUUGAGCGAAUCACCAUGCGGCGCCUCAUCCAGAUCCAGGACGGGCACCCGGACGUGGUGAAGGCGUGGUUGGCCUUCCUGCAGGAGCACCAGUACUACGGCGUGGGUAUGAAGGCGAAUAUCUGGGAGUACGAGAGUCUGGAGGCGGCGACGAAUGUGGGUGUGGAGAUCAAAGAGGGCGAGUUUGAGGGGAGGAGGGAGAGGCCGAUGUUGGAGAAGGUCAGGGAGAUUUUGGGGAGUGAGGGGUAUAGGGAGAGUAUGAAGGCGUGGAAAGGGCCGGAGGGGGUGGAAGUGAGACAGUAGGGUGGGAGGGAGUGUACGAUAUCUGGACGGCAGGUCGGCGAGCGUUUGUUGAAUCAUUGCUCAUGCGAGAAAUGCCGGAUGGCUGAUGGGACUUGUAUAAGACGUAUAUACUGUGGUUUAACAUUGGUAGUUGGAGGUGCAUUCGAAAUCUCCAAGUUCGAUUAUGCUCUGU
Molecule: messenger RNA, 1201 nt
Organism: Westerdykella ornata
Lineage: Eukaryota; Fungi; Ascomycota; Dothideomycetes; Pleosporales; Sporormiaceae
Product: 30S ribosomal protein-like protein S10
Exons: 4
Coding region: 49-1029 (326 amino acids)
Biological process (GO): translation
Cellular component (GO): ribosome; mitochondrion; small ribosomal subunit
Molecular function (GO): structural constituent of ribosome
Source: RefSeq, a predicted model, not a curated record